This is a messenger RNA of Anopheles maculipalpis, 3523 nucleotides long. RefSeq names its product collagen alpha-1(XVIII) chain (gene Mp). Bases 37 to 3507 code for a protein of 1156 amino acids. NCBI's taxonomy places the organism in Eukaryota, Metazoa, Arthropoda, Insecta, Diptera, Culicidae. The transcript is spliced from 23 exons. The record is from RefSeq and is a predicted model, not a curated record.
AAAGGCGGACAACGGAAGUGCAUCGUAAAUGCUGCAAUGAAGUGGCUUUACGGAACGGUCGUGACGUUGAUUUGCAUCGCACACAGAGUGACCUCAUCGGAGCUGAACAUAUUUGGCGGUCAGGGCAUCCGAGAUGCACUCGCCGAACGCGAUCUGAUGGGAGCGAUACAGAUACCGCUGCAGAACGGGGUCAAGUUCGUCGAUGGACUGGACGGGUUUCCGGCGUUUGGCGUCACCAGCGAAGCGGACCUGAAGUCACCAUUCAAGCUCAUCCUCUCCGAUCACCUGCAGGACUUUGCCAUUAUCGCAACCGUCAGACCGCAGUCCAGCUCCGGUGGUUGGGUGUUCUCCGUCGUCAACUCGCUCGACACCGUUGUCCAGUUGGGGCUGCUGCUCGAACCGACCGCUAGCGGCGACCAGUGGAACGCCACGCUGUACUACACGGAUGCGAAAAAGGAACGCCACAGCCAACCGCUAGCAUCGUUCCAGGUGCCGUACGGAAAGAGUUGGAUGAAGAUGAUAUUUAAAGUGUUGCCGGAGCAGGUGGUGUUUUACUACAACUGUUUGGAGGCGGGCGUGGUAGCGGUGAAAAAGGAACCACGUAAGUUAGUGUUUGAUAGCGCCUCGACGGUGUACAUAGGGCAGGCAGGGCCUAUAUUGAAGCGGAAAUUCGAGGGAACGUUUCUGUUCCUGAAGAUCUACGGCUAUCCGGAAAUCGUGAAAACGCACUGUAACCGAACGUCGCUACCAAUUGACGAUGAUUUCGGUUCUGCAGAUGAGUUCGCUGAUGACUUUAAUUCCGAGAUGGUAUAUGACCAAAGUGGUGACGACGAUGGAUUCAAUGAGCCACCGAUGAUUUCACCACCACCCCCCGAGUAUGGCUACCGGAUGAAGGGUGAUAAGGGUGAACGGGGCGCAAAGGGGGAAAGCAUAAGGGGGCCACCGGGACCACCGGGACCCCAGGGACCGCCGGGCCCACCGGGUCCACCGGGAGCGGCAGGACCGAAGGGAGGCGGAUACUUCGAUGGCGAUGGGUCUGGCGAUGAGUUGCUCUACGACACACUGCCAAACAGGAAACACGGGGGACAAUGCUUUUGCAAUGCGUCCCUUAUCAUCGAGGAGCUGAAAAUGGACAGCAAACUGCGCGAAUAUCUUCGCGGCCCUCAGGGCAUGCCCGGCAAGGAGGGAAAGACUGGCUCUCCCGGUCUUACGGGCGUCACUGGUCCCCAGGGUGAACGUGGUACUUCCGGCCCGAAGGGCGAUAAGGGAGACCGCGGUGACCAGGGCGCCGCCGGACCGGAGGGCCUCCAGGGAAGCAAGGGGGAACCGGGGCUGGAUGGGGCACCCGGUGUACCGGGCCCAGCCGGACCUCCGGGUCCUCCGGGGCUUCCAGAGAACUACGAUACUAAUUGGAAUCCGUCCCGGAUGUUCAAGGAAUCCAUGCUCGGUGCACCGAUUCAAGGAAUGCGUGGCGGUUCACCGGGGCUAAAGGGUGAACCGGGCGAAAAGGGCGAAAUCGGAUUCCCGGGCGAAAAGGGUGAACACGGUACCAAAGGUGACCGAGGUGAUCCGGGUCUGACAGGUGCCAAAGGUGAAAGGGGCCACCAAGGAGCGCACGGACAGCCGGGACCGAAAGGACCGCCCGGCACACCGGGCAUUCCCGGGCUGCCCGGCCAAACCGGUGCAUCCGGACCGAAGGGUGAUAAGGGCAAUACAGGCGAAGCGGGCCCACCCGGUCCACCCGGUCCGGCCGGCAUGGUAAUCCAUACCGAGGGUGGCCGAAACGGGACGCAGGAUCAGUGCCAGUGUCAACCAGGACCACCCGGACCGCCGGGAUUGCGUGGCCCACCCGGAUACGAUGGUGCGCCCGGACUUACGGGUGAAACCGGACUUCCGGGACAUCCGGGCCUGCCAGGUGACAAAGGCGAACGGGGGCUUCCCGGUCCCAAAGGUGAGAAAGGGCCGGAGUUUAUCAUCAACGAAAAUGCAGCAUUUAACUCCUCGAGGGCUAACAAAGGCGAAAAGGGUGAACGUGGCCAGCGAGGACGUCGGGGGAAGACGGGCGCACCAGGACCAAUAGGUCCACCGGGCAAGCCUGGCGGUAUGGGAGAAACGUGGCCAGGCCGGCCAGGACCGAAAGGAGAUCAAGGACCGAAAGGAGAAAAAGGAGACAGCAUGACAUUGCGUGGCCCUAAAGGCGAUAAAGGCGAACGUGGCAUGAAUGGGCGCGAUGGACUGCCAGGACCACCGGGACUGCCGGCCGCAUCCGGUGAUGGAGGUGUACAGUACAUCCCGAUGCCGGGACCACCGGGACCACCGGGACAACCGGGCCCACCCGGCCCACCCGGCCUAUCCAUCGUCGGUGAGAAGGGUGAACCGGGCAUGGAUUCGCGCAGUCCCUUCUACAGUGAAUCGCAGCAUGGAUUCUACGGGCGGACGGGAGGUCGGUCCAGUUUGGACGAGCUGAAGGCGCUACGAGAGCUCAAACAUCAUAAGGACUACGAAGACAGCACGCUCGGGCCGCCCGGACCGCCAGGACCACCGGGACCGGCCGGACGACCACUGCACGAUAGUGACGAGAUUCCGAACAGUUACGGGGCCAACGUUCGCAUCGUGCCCGGAGCCGUUACGUUUCAGAAUGCAGAAACGAUGUCAAAGAUGUCUUCCACGACCCCCGUCGGUACGCUUGCUUACAUAAUUGACGAGGAAGCACUUCUGGUGCGAGUGAACAAGGGCUGGCAGUACAUUGCACUCGGAACGCUCGUGCCAAUUGCAACGGUGCCACCGCCGACCACCACCAUCGUACCACCGCAGCGUGCCGACCUGCAGGCAUCGAAUCUCAUCCACAACCUUCCACAACCGGGCGAUGGCUCCGUGUUCACCGCCACGCCGGAGUACGAGUCGUUGCGGAUGGCAGCACUUAACGAACCGUACCCGGGCGAUAUGCAGGGCAUCCGUGGUGCCGACUUCGCGUGCUAUCGACAAGCACGCCGUGCCGGCCUCCUGGGAACGUUUAGAGCUUUCCUUUCGUCGAGAAUACAAAACCUAGACUCGAUCGUGCGGAUAGCGGACCGUGAGCUGCCGGUCGUGAAUACCCGCGGGGACGUCCUGUUCAACACGUGGAACGGCAUCUUUAACGGGCAGGGUGGUUUCUUUUCCCAAGCGCCCCGGAUAUACAGCUUCAGCGGGAAGAACGUGCUCACCGAUAUGGGAUGGCCCCAGAAACUGGUGUGGCACGGUUCCAGUGCGCACGGUGAGCGUGCGAUAGACACGUACUGCGAUGCCUGGCACUCGGCGUCGCCGGACAAGGUCGGGCUGGCCAGCAGUUUACUCGGUAACAAACUGCUCGACCAGGAACGGUACUCCUGUGAUAAUCGGUUCGUGGUACUCUGCGUCGAGGCGGUCCCGCAGGACCGAAGACGAAAGCGAAGAGACAUCAGCAGCCAACACGAGUUUGCCAACGAGAAGGAGUACAGCCAAUAUUUGCAAAGCAUCAGCGCACUGUAAAGAAAUUCACAAACGC